Molecule: messenger RNA, 3653 nt
Organism: Megalopta genalis
Lineage: Eukaryota; Metazoa; Arthropoda; Insecta; Hymenoptera; Halictidae
Source: RefSeq, a predicted model, not a curated record
UGCCUUAUCUCAGUACCAAGCAUGCUUACAUUAUCAUGGUAUGUUCUGUUAUUGAUUUUCUUUCAUGUAUAGAACUGCAGGGAUAUUUUAACAUUAUCACCAGUCACUUGUAUGAAAUAAACAUCAAUUUCCACAGAAAUGUACACUCUGCACACUUCAUGCAUUAUUAUAUAUCUGCAUCGUGUGUAUUUUAUAAUAUUAAAUAUAAAAAAAAAACAAAAUUUCGUAAAUCAAUAAAUCACUUGAAAUCUCAUGUUUUGCAUGUCGGUGUUAGUAAUACGGCAGUGCUAAUAAUAAAUUGAUACGAAAUUCGACAUAAUAUUUAUUGAAAUGUACGUUAGAAUACAUUUUAAUGCUACUAUAUACAUAUAUACAAUUGUAACAUGUUUCCUAAGCAACCAAAGAUCUUCUCCACAUCUUGCAAUGGUGGAUCUGAUGUAAAGAACUUCAAGCUGUUUUUCUAGUUCAUUGUAAUCAUACAGUGUUUGAUAUUUGCAUAAUAUGUUCAGCAAUAUUGUUUAUACAAAAAGGAAAUCCAGGAAAAUUUGACAUAUCUUUCCCCAGACAAAGAUUUUAACGUUCCUCGCCGCAUCACAAGAACAUUGCAAGUUGGGAAGCUGAUAACAACGCGAUGGCAUACGGAAGGAAGUCGAUGUCGAAGCCGUCCGAGCGGGAUCUUGGAAGACACAUGAGCUUCGCGAAGAGCCGCGUGGACUUCGUCGGAGCUGGCGACAUAGACUGGCUGCGCGCGAAACUUCUUCUGAAGCCGGACGAUCAGCUGCAAUUAACGGAAGAGGAAAUGCAAGAAGAAAUCGCUAGGGUUCUCACUAUACACAACACGAGAGUCCCGGAUGCUUUGGUUGAGUGGUCGUGGAAGUUGAAGGAGUUCGUUAAGUUACCCCCACCCCCGCAUUUGGUGACAAUCCUGAACGUGCAGGGGACGAUAUUGCACAAGGAUUCCGAAGAGGCGAAAAUACAAUUAGCUGGCGGACAUCUCGUGGAGAGUCUCCAGGACGCGGCGACGCUCUUGCAUGGCGAUGAAGAUGAAGAAGAAGACGAGGAAGGGGAGGAGGGAGAAGACAAGAGGGAGGAGGAAGAGGAGGAAGAAGAUGCCGAGGAAGAAGCUAAAGAGCCGGAAGUUGACGCUGAAGCGGACGAUGAAGAGGUAGAAGCGGUGAAACCGAAGAAAGUUCCAAAUCAAUUCAACUUUUGCGAGAGGGCUGCUCUGACGUAUACUAAUCCUUUACGAGAAAUGAGCACGCAAACUGUGCCACCACCGACAGCUACGUUUAACGCACACGUCUUCCAAUGGACGAUCUUCGACGAGUAUCAAGAAGAUUUCGCGCAACAGCAACGCGAGAGAGAAAAGGAGAAGAGGGUUCCAAUUUUACAACUGAAGAAGGAAGACAUGAAGAAGCAGGCGCAAUCACAGUCGAUGGCAAUGUCGGCUCGAAUGUUGCAAGCAGCGAAAACGUUGGAACGAAUGGUGAACCAAAAUAUCUUCGACGAUAUCGCGCAGGAUUAUCGAUAUUGGGACGAUCCAAGCGACGAAUUCAAGGACGGGGAAGGAUCGUUGCUGCCGUUGUGGAAAUUCAGUUACGAAAAAACGAAGAAGCACGAUGUCACAAAUUUAUGCUUCAACGGCAGAUACUACGAUUUAUUCGCGGUGUCUUAUGGAACGAUGUCAUUUAAUAGUCCGAUAACAAAUGGGAAAGUUUGCUUAUUCAGUCUGAAAAAUCCAUCGUAUCCAGAAUGGAUCUGUGAAAUAGAGACUCCGGUAAUGUCUUUGGCCUUCAGUGAACAGCAUCCACAUCUUUUAGUCAUCGGUGCAAUGGACGGUUCCGUUGCCGUUUAUAAUAUUAUGUUACCACCGACGGCCCCGCAAUACAGGAGCAACGACGUUCAUCAAAAGCAUGGAGGUAUAGUGUGGGAGGUAUGCUGGGCACCGGACACGGAAGAAGGUAAUUUGGCAUUCUACAGUGUCAGCAUCGAUGGGAAAAUCAAUUAUUGGAUACUGAAUCAGAAUGAUCUAGGACUGACAACGGUGAUGACACUUUUCCUAGACCGGCCUCCAAUACCUGGACCAGAUGGUACUAUGAUCACUUUAAUAGGAUGUGGAACAAGCCUGGCAUUCCAUCCGGCUGAUCAAAAUGUAUUCCUGGUAGGGACGGAAGAGGGAACAAUUUAUAAAUGUAACACGGCUUACAGCAGUGUUUACAUGAAAACGUAUAACGAGGCACACGACAUGCCGGUGUACAGAAUAGUGUUCAACAAAUUUAAUUCGAACAUAUUCGCGAGCUGCUCUGGCGACUGGAGAAUAAAGAUAUGGGAGGACAAUAGAAUGGAACCUUUGUUCGCGUUUGAUCUCGGUGUUCCAAUUGGAGACGUUGUAUGGGCACCGUACAGUUCCACAGUAUUGGCAUGUGUUUCCAACGACGGAAAGGUCACGGUGUUCGACUUGAACGUGAACAAAUAUAGACCGAUAUGUAGCCAAGCAGUGGUUAGUAAAAAGAAGAAUAAAUUAACUCGGCUAGCGUUUAACAACAAACUGCCGUUUAUUAUUGUCGGUGACGAUAAAGGUACAGUGACAACCUUGAAGCUCUCGCCGAAUCUUCGGAUAAAAGUGAAGCCAACGAAGCGGCAAUUGCAUUUAACGCACGCGGAUCUGGAAAUUAUGAAGUUAGAAAAAUUACUGAGCUUUGUACGCGAACCACCUGUACUGCCACCGCCGGAGGAUGUACGAGUAACAGCGACGUAGUUCAAUUAUACUUUAUCCCCGACAUAAACGUGUUCGCAUUUCUUUCUCGAUUAUAAAUGAUAUAGCAAGCAUAGUAAUUUAUUUCUUGGUAAGAAAUACUUGGCUGGAAAGAACGGUUUUCUUGUUCGUAGAAUCCUCGUCCGCAUUGAAUGAUAUGACAUUUACGUUUUAUAAACAGUAACAUUUUAUUGGUAAUCGCUAUAACAGAAAAUACAGAGAAUUAGUGUCCUAUGUCUUUAUAAAUGAAUUGGCACUAAAUUUAGAAUACAUGAAAAAUAUGACUAUCAGUUAUAAAUAGAAUGUUGGUAUACAGAAUUGCUACGACAUGUGUACCCUAGACUAGAAGCAAAUCUUAACGAUUAUGAAACUACUUUAAUAUACCGUUCUGUAAAUAGCAUUAUUUAUGUCAACUUCAUUGCAAUUCCAUACACAUGAGAGCACUGAUUUCCUUCGCAAAACGAAAACAUUUUGUUCAAUAAAUCUCACAAAAAUUAGUUCACAAGAAUUGUACACAUGUAAUAAAGUCGCGCGUGGAGUAUUUUGUAUAUUGCAAAAGUAGAGAAAAAAAGAAACUGCGAAAGUAGAUAAAAAAAGAAACUGCAAAAGCAGAAUAAUCAUAGCAGACUUAAUUGUUCUCCGGUGCGUCAAAGCAAGCACUGGUCACCGACGUGUUUUAUGCGUUUGAAAUAAACGUUACAUAGUCUAUGAUAGUUUUAUAAUAAAAUCUUAAGUAUUAAAGUAUUCGAUAUACAAUUUAGAUAUGUUCUUAAAUGAAAUAUUUGGUAAACGUGUUAUAUAAAAAGAACUGAUAUAUCACAGUAACGUUAGUGAAAAAGAUUUGUGAUUUGUAUAAAUACUAUCAAAAUAAAUAACAAAAUAAAUUAAUGUAAAAGAA